ACUGACUAGCUCACCUCUGGUCCACAUAUAUCUCCGGUCGUCAUCACUGUUCUCUCUCUCACAUCUGCUUCUCUACCUGAAGCCAUUCACACAGAGUCCUGAACCGUCUGCCAGAGGGCAGCAGUUCAAAAAGUGCUUUUCCAGGGUGGGUUGAAUCCCUGAGGAUGUGCUGAGCCUUCCUGAGGCAGUGAGAGCUGUGCGGUGACUCCAGGGAAGGAAGGUCGCAACCAAUGAUCCUCUGGGCUGAGGCGACGACUCUCUGCAGAGCUUUUCUGCCUGCUGCUGUGCAGCUGGAAAACCACACGCCAAUGCAGUAUGUUUGAAGUCGUCUCCUCAUCAUGUCAGACAGCAGCAGAACUGUGGAGGAUGUGAGGAGCCUUAUUCAGUCCAGAAAAGGCUUCAAUCCACAGCAGAUGAUGAAGUUCUUUGACAACUGGGCAGAGACGUACGAACAGGAUGUGAAGAUACUCAACUACAGGGAACCAAAUCUGGCGGUAGAUUUCCUGAACGCCAACUUCCCUGGGAGUCAUGAGGAGGCUCAGGUUCUGGAUGUCGCCUGUGGGUCUGGACUGGUCGCUAAACUGAUGGCUGAACUGGGCUUCAAGCACUUUGUUGGAGUGGACGGCAGUAAUAGCAUGCUGGAACUAGCUGCAAAGACUGGCCUCUAUCAGGACCUCAAACUGGCCUUACUGGAACCAGAACCACUGCCUACACAGACUGGUGCGUUUGAUGUUGUUAUCAUCGUCAGUGCUUUACGUGAUGGUUCUGUGCCGGCCAGCGCUGUCAGGCAGCUGUGCCAAGCCGCCAAACCAGGAGGUUACAUUUGCAUGACGAGAGUGGAUUCAGCAUCAGACCCUAAACAAACAUACAAGGUGUCUUUGGAGAAAGAGCUGCAGCUGAUUGAGGAGGAGGGACUGUGGACUCCAGUGGACACCAAAGAGAUGGACAAAUUCUACAUAGACCCUUUUAAUAACUAUGACAAUGAGCAGAGUGACCAAUAUGUCGGUGGGACCAUAUACCUGUACAUGAGGUCACUUAAUUAGUCACUUUCCCUCACUAUCCGAUCUGUAUAUUCAACAGAAUGUCACUAAAUACACAAAAAUUCAUGAGGACAUUUUGAUCCUUGGUCUUUGAUCCAUGCUAUUAAGCCCCAAACUACGAUACAGUACGAUACACGAUACAAUAUACUUUAUUGUCCCCAUAGGGAAAUUUGUCUUUGACGUAAGUGCUGUGCACAUUGCCUGUUUCCACAAAAAAUCAACAAACUAACAGGCCAUUUACAAUUUAGGAUAUUAAUUGAGAUAGGCACAAAGGAGUUUUUAAACCUAUUCAGUUUACAUUUGGGGACUCUGGGUAAAAGUUCAAACUCAGGAUAAAGGACAUGUGACGGGUCAGAUAAAGCUCUCUGAGCCUGCCAGACUGGUCAAAGAUGGCCUGAGCAGUCUGUUCUUGGGCAGGCUCAGUCAUUGAUACGUGACAUCAUAAAAUACAAAAGGCUAAAUAGUUGUUAUUUAAUGUAUGUUUUUCAUGCAAUCAUGACAAUAAAUGUAUACAUUAAAAGAAAAACCCACAA
This is a messenger RNA of Epinephelus lanceolatus (giant grouper), 1573 nucleotides long. The record is from RefSeq and is a predicted model, not a curated record. NCBI's taxonomy places the organism in Eukaryota, Metazoa, Chordata, Actinopteri, Perciformes, Serranidae.